GUGGUAUGUGUUGUUACGGAGAGUGGCUAUGAGAAAGGAGCGCAAGGCAGUCAGAAUAGACGAGUUUGAAAGGCCCGAAGGCCUGGCCCAGACUGCCUGGGUGGAGAAGUGCCUGGAGGAGGUGCGGUCACCUGGAGUUUCCGCACAGAGAGUUCAUCAUCCUCAUCAUCGGGUGAGGAAAGCACCACCCCAGGACUUGUCCUCUCCCGCCCUUCUUCCAACUCAUUAAAAAAAAAAAGCCACCAAAGUCUUCAGCGCGUUGCUGCGAGCGCUGCUUUGCGAAAGUGGCUCUGGGUGAUGGGCGAGCGUCCGGGCUCCUGCCAGCCUGCGUCCCAGCCCGGGGUGGCGCGCCCGCCCUGGGUCUCGGAGUGGAGAGAAUCCAGCGAGAUUAUGGCAGAGUAUAGCCACAUCCAGAAGCAGCUGGAAUUACAAAAUGGGAGCUUAGACGAAGGAGUCCUGCGUUCCCUGGGCACAGAGCCCCAGCGCAUGAUGGAGAACCCAAGCCCCAGGAAAUACUCCUCCAGUCUGAAAUUUAAAGCCAACGGAGACUAUUCAGGCUCCUAUUUAACCCUCUCCCAACCUGUGUCUACUAAGAGAAGCCCUUCUCCUUUGGGCACCAGCGUCCGAAGCAACCCCUCGUUGGCCAAAAUCCAAGGAGGCAAACAGUUGUCCUGUGAUGGAGCUGAGAAAAAUAUUUCCAUGAAACCCCCCACGCCUUUCCUGAGCACCGCAGCCUCCCUGGGAGGAUGUCCACUUGGGGGAACGGAUUUUGACCAUUAUACAGGCCGGGACAGCGAAAGGACCUUGAGGCUCUCGGAGAAACCUCCCUAUUCCAAGUACAGCUCGAGGAAUAAAUCCCAUGACAAUGUCUACUUCCUCGGAGGACUGGAAGGACGGAAGACAUCUGGCUCUCUCCUGACCAUGUGGAAUGGGGGUCCCCUGAGCGACGCGGGCUCCUCUCCCAUCAGCAGGUCAGGCGCUGCGAGCAUGCCUUCGAGCCCCAAGCAGGCUAGGAAGAUGAGCUCUCCGGAUCACCUGAUGCUGCAGUCCAGGUCCCCCAGGCCCAGGGACGCGUCCGAAGGGGUGACCGCGAGGACGAGGAAGUAUUCGGCCAGCAGCCUGAGCCACAUGGGAGCCUACAGCAGGUCGCUGCCCAGGCUGCACAGAGCCACCGACAGCCAGAUGCCACCUCUCAGCUUGCCACCCCGGAGCUCCCUGGGCAGUGGCCAGCGGGGCCGCCCGGGGGAGAAGUGUCUGCCUCCGAGCACAGCCGACCUCGAGGGCUACCUGAGCUGCUCCGCGCUCGGCUCCGCGGCGCCCUGCUGCAGGGCCUGCCCGGUGAGCCCGGCGCUCAGCGUCCCCGCCAGUCCCCGAGUGGCUCGGAAGAUGCUGCUGGCCUCCGCCUCGUCGGAUGACGGCGACAGGGCCUCGUGCUCGGGCCCCAGCCCCGGCCACGCGUGCGGCGCUGCUGCGGAAGCCGGCAGGGCGGCGGUGGCCCGGAGGAACUUCUCCUGCGCCUCCGUGGGGUCCGAUGACCUGGACUUGGACAGCCUGCGACAGGCCGCGGGGACCCCCCAGCCUGGCCUGCGAGAACGCAGAAGCAGCAUCAGCUCCAUCUCCGGGCACGACGAUCUGAUGGACUAUCACCGGCGGCAGAGGGAGGAGAGACUGAAGGAGCAGGAGAUGGAGCGACUGGAGCGGCAGCGGCUGGACACCAUCCUCAGCCUGUGUGCCGAGUACACGAAGCUCGACGGUCGCCGCCUGUCCGCCGGCACCACCGUGGCCGACGUCCAGAGGAUCAACCAGGAGCUCGAGAAGCUGCAGCUCUCCGACGAGGAAUCCGUGUUUGAGGAAGCCCUGGGGUGCCCGGAUGCCAGGUACAGGUGCCACCGGAAGGGCUCUGUCCAAGAUGCCGACCUGGCAGGCUUUGGAGGCCUCCGUCAGACCAACAGCAGCUUCCUGGGCCCCAGGAGCAGCAGCAGGAAUGAUGAACUGAUGGGCGACCUCACCAGGACCCCCCAAUCUCCCCCCACCACCUUCCCGAAAGCAUCCAGCGAGUCCUCCUACCUAAGCAUCCUACCCAAGACCCCAGAGGUUAUGAGUGAUGAACAGAGGAAUCAAGAGUUAGCUGCCAUGGAAGACGCCCGGAUAGUGAUUCUGAACAACCUGGAGGAGCUUGAACAGAAAAUUAAAGACAUAAAUGACCAAAUGGACGAAUCUGCCAGAGAGCUGGAUAUGGAAUGUGCCCUUCUGGAUGGAGAGGAGAAAUCUGAGACAACCGAACUCAUGAAGGAGAAGAAGAUCCUGGAUCAUCUAAACCGGAAGAUCGCAGAACUGGAAAAGAACAUUGUUGGUGAGAAGACCAAGGAGAAGGUAAAGCUUGAUGCUGAGAGGGAAAAACUAGAGAGGCUCCAGGAGCUUUAUUCCGAGCAGAAGACCCAGCUGGACAAUUGUCCUGAGUCCAUGAGGGAACAGUUACAACAGCAACUCAAGAGGGAUGCUGACCGGUUGGAUGUUGAAAGCAAACACUUUGAAGACCUGGAAUUCCAGCAACUUGAACACGAGAGCCGUCUCGAUGAGGAAAAGGAGAAUUUGACCCAACAGCUCCUGCGUGAAGUGGCCCAAUACCAAGGGAACAUUGUCACUAGAAAGGAAAAAAUUUCUGCAUUGAAAAAACAAGCCAGUCACAUUGUUCAGCAGGCACAGCGAGAACAAGAUCAUUUUGUGAAAGAAAAGAAUAAUUUAAUAAUGAUGCUACAAAGAGAAAAGGAGAGUCUGUGUAAUUUGGAAAAGAAGUACUCCAGCCUCACUGGAGGGAUGGGGUUCCCUGUUAACCCCAGUACUCUAAAGGAGGGCUAUAUCAGUGUCAAUGAAAUUAACGAGCCACGUGGCAAUUCCACAAGUCUGUCCCCUUCCACCCAGUCCCCUGCUGACGCUGUUGUCACUGAGUGCGCCUCCGCUGUUUCGGGGAGCCAACCCCAGAGUUCAGAGCACUUUAGAAGUCUGGAAGAAAGGAAAAAGCACCAUAAAGAAGGCCUGUAUCUGAGUGACACUUUGCCUCGAAAGAAAACCACACCUUCCAUCUCCCCACAGUUCAGCAGUGCCACAAUGGGGAGAAGUGGCACCCCAAAGGCUCAUCUGCCUCUGGGACAGAGCAACAGCUGUGGCAGCGUGCUCCCUCACUCGCUGGCCACCAUGACCAGGGACACAGAGUCUCGGAGGAUGCUCAGAGGUUAUAAUCAUCAACAGAUGAGCGAAGGCCAAAGGCAGAGAUCUGAAUUCUACAACCGCACAGCAUCCGAAUCGAACGUCUACUUGAAUAGUUUCCACUACCCAGAUCACAGCUACAAGGACCAGGCCUUCGACACUUUGAGCCUGGACAGCUCUGACAGCUUGGAGACCAGCAUCUCUGCCUGCUCGCCCGACAACAUCUCUAGUGCCAGCACUUCAAAUAUUGCCAGAAUAGAAGAAAUGGAGAGACUAUUAAAACAGGCUCACGCAGAAAAGACCCGGCUGCUUGAAUCCAGGGAACGGGAAAUGGAAGCCAAAAAGCGAGCCCUGGAAGAAGAAAAACGACGCCGAAAAAUCCUGGAAGAACGUUUGCAAGAAGAAACCAGCCAGAGGCAGAAGUUAAUAGAAAAGGAGGUGAAAAUCAGAGAGAAACAAAGAGCACAGGCUCGACCUCUGACACGCUAUUUGCCCAUCCGGAGAGAAGACUUUGAUUUGCGCAGCCACGUGGAGACUGCGGGUCACAAUAUUGACACCUGUUUGCACGUAUCCAUCACAGAGAAGACCUGCCGAGGAUACCUCAUCAAAAUGGGUGGCAAAAUUAAGACUUGGAAAAAACGUUGGUUUGUUUUUGAUCGGAAUAAGCGCACAUUUUCUUAUUAUGCAGACAAGCAUGAAGCUAAGUUUAAAGGAGUAAUAUACUUUCAAGCAAUUGAAGAAGUAUAUUAUGAUCACCUCAAGAAUGCUAAUAAGAGUCCUAAUCCGUCACUCACCUUUAGCGUCAAGACACAUGACAGAAUCUAUUACAUGGUGGCUCCGACAGCAGAGGCCAUGCGGAUCUGGAUGGAUGUAAUUGUGACGGGGGCAGAAGGGUACACUCACUUCUUGUUGUAGUGAACGGAAGCAAUGGUCCACUUAGGGCCAGCUGCAAUAAUCUCUUACAAGAAUGAAGCCAUACUCAGUCCCACAUAGCAAGGCCCUGCAGACCCAUGCCUCUCGCUGUCUGCACUCAGAACUCUUCGUACCAAGAAGUCUUUUAUAGCCGGGCGUGGCGGUGCACACCUUUAAUCCCAGCACUCAGGAGGCGGAGGUAGGAGGAUCUCUGGAGUCCGAGGCCAGACUGAGACUACAGAGUGAAUUCCAGCUCAGCAUGAGCUACAGUGAAACCCUACCUCAAAAAACCCAAACCAAAACAACAAGCAACAACAAAAAAAGUCUUUUAUAAAAAAGAAAGCAAGGGUUUCAAUUCAAAGCCUGACCAUAAAUAGCCAGGGAACUGACUCUUCUGUGACAAUGAAACACUAUUUUGAUAAACAGCGUCAGGUAUAUGAACAUUUCUUAACUACUUUUUGUCAGUUGGUUAAAUAAACAGUUUACACAAUGUCUGUAGAUAUGUACUCAGAAAUACGGAAUUAUUAUAGCACCCAAUGGAUAAUGUUAGUAUUCAACUCACUUGCUUAGGAAGUAGCAUUUUAUAAAUAUAAACAAUGACUUGGGUGGAUAUAUUUUAGUUUUACCUUAAUUUUUAUGUGUUGCACCAAAACCAAAGACUUGGCAUUACUUCUGUUUAGCAUCAGUGUUGCUCUAUAUUUUCAAAUGGUAUAUGAUGCUAUCAAAUACCCAGGAAAUUGAUUAUGUUGUGUCACCACCAGCCUAAGCUACUAUACAUAGUGAACCACCUUUUGUAAAAAUAAACAAUAAAACUAAAAAAAAAAAAAUACCCAAAAGCUGUGUGCUUUAGGAAAA
This is a messenger RNA of Jaculus jaculus (lesser Egyptian jerboa), 4974 nucleotides long. It is a transcript of the gene Phldb2, whose product is annotated as pleckstrin homology like domain family B member 2. The record is from RefSeq and is a predicted model, not a curated record. Bases 298 to 4122 code for a protein of 1274 amino acids. NCBI's taxonomy places the organism in Eukaryota, Metazoa, Chordata, Mammalia, Rodentia, Dipodidae. Gene Ontology annotation, biological process: regulation of microtubule cytoskeleton organization. Gene Ontology annotation, cellular component: basal cortex. The transcript is spliced from 18 exons.